UCAAAGCGCGAGCCACCCCCGUUCACUCACCUCCGGUGUUGCGCGUGGAGCACAACAGAGAGGGAGAGAGAUGUUUUUCUCUCCCAUCCCCUCAGCUUAGCGUUAUAGGAAAGUUAUUCUUAUACGUAGAUGUUACAGUUAUAUGUAAGGUUUUUCUUUUUUUUAUUUAGGACAGACUGUGUGUAUUUAUGCACUUUUUAGCUGUCCAGCUGUAUGAGGCGAGGGAUGUCUGGAUGAGGUGAUUUUACGCACGCAGUUGAAAUGGAUCAGAGACUCUCCAGAGGCAGUUGGGUACCAGUGACAGGGCUGGUCAUAUGUCUGCUUCUGUGUGCGUGUGUAGUGGACCUGGUUCUUGCGCAAAUUCGGUACUCCAUCCCCGAGGAACUAGAGCAUGGAGCCUUUGUGGGGAACAUCGCCGAAGACCUGGGCUUGGAUGUGGCCAAGCUGUCAGCCCGUCGGUUUCGUAUAGUCUCCGGCGCAAAGAAGCAAUAUUUAGAGGUGAACUUGGAGAAUGGCAUCCUCUUCGUCAACGAAAAGAUAGACAGAGAGGAGCUAUGUGAACGAAGCCCGAGCUGCUUUUUACACUUACAAGUAGUAAUUGAAAACCCAUUAGAAUUAUACAGAGUUGAAGUAGAAAUUUUAGAUGUGAAUGACAACUCCCCAAGUUUUCCAUGGAGCGAGUUUAAUCUUGACAUCACAGAGUCGGCUGCGCCAGGCUCCCGUUUCCCGUUAGAGAGCGCACAGGACCAGGACGUGGGCACAAACUCUCUGCGCUCCUACCAGCUGAGCGCAAACGAGCACUUCGUGUUGAAUAUCCAGACGCGCAACGAUGGAAGCAAGUUUGCUGAGCUCGUGCUGGACACCCCCCUGGACCGAGAACAGCAGAAAAAGCAUGAAAUGGUACUCACUGCUAUUGAUGGGGGGUCACCGGAGCGCUCCGGGACAGCACUGAUAACUAUCACAGUGUUAGACGCAAACGAUAACGUGCCAGUGUUUGACCGCUCAGUUUACAGAGCGAGUCUGGUUGAGAACGCACCGAGGGGGACGCAGGUGCUAAAGCUGAACGCCACAGACCUGGAUGAGGGCUCUAAUGGUGAGGUGACCUAUGCGUUUAGCGGGCACGCACCCUUAAAAGUGAGAGAACUCUUCAACGUGGACCCGUACACGGGUGAAAUUCGAGUAAAGGGCAUUGUGGACUAUGAGAAAUCCAGUGUAUAUGAGCUGUAUGUACAGGCUAAAGACAGGGGACCCUCGGCUGUGGCAGUGCACAGUAAAGUGCUGGUGGACAUCCUGGAUGUGAAUGACAACGCUCCCGAAGUCAUCCUCACAUCAGUUUCCACUCCUGUGCAGGAAGACGCGCCACCGGGCACAGUGAUAGCUGUCAUUAGUGUCAUGGACCGGGACUCAGGAGAAAACGGAAACGUUGACUGCCAAAUACCAAGCAACGUCCCCUUCCAGCUCCACUCAUCUUUUAAAAACUAUUACACUUUGGUGACGAGCGAGUUUCUGGACAGGGAAGCCGUGUCCGAGUACAACAUCACCCUCACAGCACGAGACUUGGGCUCCCCUUCGCUCUCCACCAGGAAAACCAUCCUCGUGCAAGUGUCUGACAUUAAUGACAACCCCCCGCGGUUCGCUCAACCUUCAUACACUGUUUAUGUGACAGAGAAUAACGCCCCCGGCGCUUCCAUUUGCUCUGUGACUGCAUUCGACCCCGAUUCUAACCAGAACGCCUAUCUGUCUUAUUCUAUUCUCGAGGGUCAGAUUCAGGGCAUGCCCGUGUCCACUUAUGUCUCAAUCAACUCCGACAAUGGCAACAUCUACGCACUGCGCUCCUUCGAUUAUGAGCAACUUAGAAACUUUCAGAUUCUGGUUCAGGCACAGGACGCUGGGUUCCCGCCUCUCGCAAGUAAUGUCACAGUCAACGUUUUUGUGUUGGACCAGAACGACAAUGCACCUAUUAUUGUGUCCCCGCUGCCCAAAAACGGCACCGUGGCAACAGAGGUGGUUCCGCGGUCAGUGGACUCUGGGUAUCUAGUUACCAAAAUAACUGCGUUAGACGCGGACGCAGGGCAGAACUCCCGGCUGUCUUAUCAGGUGUUGCAGGCUACAGACCCCGGACUGUUCAGUGUGGCUCUGUACACGGGAGAAAUCAGGACUAUUCGCAGGUUAGUGGAAAAAGACGCUACAAGGCAAAGGCUGGUAAUAUUAGUCAAGGACAACGGGCAGCCGCCGCUCUCCGCCACCGUCUCUAUUGUCCUCACAGUCGUAGACAGCGUGCCCGAGUCGCUGUCAGAUUUCGGAGAUCUCACACUCAGCCCACAGCCCCCCUCCAACCUCGCUCUCUACUUGAUCGUGUCACUGAGCACAAUUUCUUUAAUAUUCCUGGUGGCAAUUAUCGUGCUGGCUGCGGUCAAGUGCUACAAGGACAGGGAGACCGUCAGCGGCUACAACCUCCCCCCGUUCGCCUGCUGCUGUUGCGGGGGGUUCCAGCCGGAUCCGCCCCCAGAGGUGUUCAAAAAAUCCAACCUCAACCUGCAGAUUUCUUCCGCGGCAAAAGUGCCCACAAAUUGUAUGGAGGUGAACGGAAACAGCAGCCUCUCUCAGUCAUACUGUUAUAAAGUGUGCCUGACUCCCGAAUCUGCCAAAAGUGACUUCAUGUUUCUGAAGCCGUGCAGCCCCGGCAGCACACCGAGGAACAACGAGGCGAAGAGCGCAGAGAACUCGUGGAACGCGCAGAGCCGAAGCGCGUCUGUGAACAACGGAGCAACAACUCCCAAUGAGCUGAAGCAGCCAAACACAGACUGGACCCUCACAAAAAAUCAGAACUCCUCCAUUAAAAGUUAUAACUCUAUCAACAUGGAUGGCACCCUCAUGCGUAAGGCCAUGCAUGCAGACCCAGAGAACUAUGUCACCUCCAUGGCACCUGGACAGUACUGGACCUGGGGAACUCACAUGAGAGGCAUGAAAGACUACAAGAUGUCUCCUUCAACCAGCGGGGUACCCUCUCGCCCAUGGACUCCUCGCUGCACACCUCCUCCCCAGCAGCAGCAGCCAUCCAUCCCUCCACACCCUCACCCACACCCACCACCCGACUACCACCACAAUAUGUACAUCCCAGGGACCCCAUCAGGCUUUUGCACCCUCAGGCCUGCAGCGCAGCGAAGUGAGCUAGAUGUCCACAACUCCUUCUCCACUUUUGGCAAGAAGCGACGCCUUCAGAUGUCCCCCCAAGGGGAGGCUGCGAUAAUAAAUAAUGACUUGUAUAAUGACUGAUGAACCAAUGACUGUCUGAAGGGAUGAUUAAUAUGACGAAUAACCUCAUCUCAACAUAGAGGAAGCAAACAUUUGGUAGAUGAAUUAAUGGAUAUUUGAAUUAGGUGGAUCGAAAAAACAGGAUGUACAAUUUAUAGAGAUAUAAUGAACGAACAGUUCAUUUUGGCUAAAAUGCUGAUGGGAAAUGAAGUCUUAUGGCCAAUUAAGUGACUUGCCACUAAAUCAUGGCCAAUGUAUGUGUCUGCUUAUUAUUAUUGUUGUUGUUGUCGUUAUCAUCAUUAUUCAUAUAAUAAUUUAGACAAUCAAACUGCAGAAGCGAUUUCAUCCAUUGUGUUUUGAAAAAAGCAUUGUUGGAAAAUAAUUUUUGCACAUCCUUAUGAAUUUAUAUUUUUUGGUUAAACAAAAAGAAAAAGUGUUUUUCUUUUUGGAUGUUUGUUUGCUGACAGAGCUUGAGUGAAUUUGACAAAUAGUAUGAAAAUGUACUAUUAUGCAAGCUGCAACAUGAUGCAGAUAACUGUAUAGGCCGGGGAAUUUUCCCACACAUGUACUGUAUACAUUUAUGAGAAUAAAAUAUUUUUUUCAAA
Labrus bergylta (ballan wrasse) is the source of this 3860-nucleotide messenger RNA. RefSeq lists its product as uncharacterized. Lineage: Eukaryota; Metazoa; Chordata; Actinopteri; Labriformes; Labridae. Gene Ontology annotation, biological process: homophilic cell-cell adhesion. Gene Ontology annotation, molecular function: calcium ion binding. Gene Ontology annotation, cellular component: plasma membrane. The record is from RefSeq and is a predicted model, not a curated record.